Messenger RNA from Porites evermanni, 4272 nucleotides. Lineage: Eukaryota; Metazoa; Cnidaria; Anthozoa; Scleractinia; Poritidae. The record is from the annotation of a GenBank genome assembly.
AUGAGAAGGAUAUGUUACAUCGAACUGGCAUCGAAGUUAAAACAGUACGAAGAAAAAGAUGAAAUAAGUACAAGAAGGCAUUAUGCCAGUAAGAAGUAAGGUCAGUCUGAAGAUUCAUGAAGAACAUAAAUUAAGUAGGAGUCGUUAUUGUCAGUGCAAUAGUGUUGACGCCUACCAGAUGGAAACUAGUAUUCACUGCACUUGGGCGUCUCACUUCAAACGCCAAAAAAACCUUGUGACAGUUUGUGGCAUUGUACUUCUGGACGUUUUAAUUACUAUUUACCUAAAAUUAAAACCUCUUUACUAAUCCCACACCAUGUGUUUUGUGUACAUCAACAUCUUUCUUCCUUUUUUUCUCACUGAAAGUCUCAAAACUUGCAACAAAGUCCUCAUAAAGAACAAUCACGUUCGUCUCUCCAGCGCUUCAAAAAUGUCAAAGCGCUGCUCCUAAAAUCAAGCUUUUUCUCCUUGAUAUUUCAAUAAUGGCACAGCCUUGACGAUCAAAAUGCGUUAAAUCUUUUUCGCUGGCCAUAAAGCAGACAUCUUUGUGUGAGACGGUCCUUUCCAUAGGAGCCUUGCGUGACCUGUUAAAUGAUUGACUUGUACGUGUUUCCUCAGCAUUCACAUUCAGUGGAACAAUUGGUCGAGGAAAGUCUGUGCUACAACAACAAUACAACGAAUAAAGAAGAAGAGCAUUGUCUUAUCUGAAGGAGUAAAAACUUAAGAUGGUAAGAUUAGAAGCUUACACUUCCGAAUGCAAUAGAGCAACUUUCAACGUCCCCGAUCAGCUAUACACCACAACCACCCUAUCCAAUAUAGUAACCCAUACUUCGACAAAUUUGUAGAACUGAUCUUAUCUGUUUUUACAUCAGAAGUUCAAAGCUUUCUUUCUGUGCUUUGCUGUCUUUGUUGUUAUCACCUCAGGAGCGACGCUGUUUGAAUGGGAAGCAGACGAGAAAAAGGUAAGACGGACUUGCUGCCGUUUUUAUUCAUUCUUGGAAAUUUAGUAUCCACUGAAGGUGGGGGGGAAUUCAAAAUAAAGCAAUAAUGUCGUGUUGUAAUCCAAUCUAAAAUCUACAAUCCUGUUGGAGACGGACUAAUAUGCAUUCUCUUACAAGAUUCAAUUUUUGAAAGUCUGGACUACUAGUGUCGCUUUGCAAACAAAAUGAGCGCAAUCGUAGAUGUAAGCCUCCUUUCCAGUAGAUCAAGGUUCAAAGUGCCGGUUUUGUGUUGACCAAGGCAACAUUACACCUUUCUCAGUCUGCGGAUAAAAUGCUACCAGUACGGCCAUUCAAAUAAACGCUACUUGGUAAUGUUUCCAUCAGUGAUAUUGUUCGUUGUGCUACAAAAGGUAAACACUUUCUGACUUUUGAGACUACUGAAGAAUCUUCGCAUAAGAUGUACAUGCCUCAUGAAGAGUUUUUGUGCUUCUUACAAGUACAAAUCAGGAGUUUCUAAACAAGAAGGAUUGACAAUAUGUUUUUUUCCUUGCAGGGGACGACAUCGGAAUACAAAGUUGAAGUUAAGGAUGGAAACAAAGAAGUAAAUGAAACAAUUAAGAUCGACACCGGAAAGAAAACAGAAACAGUCCACGUUUCAAGUGAGGGCCGCGGCGCUGGAAAAGUCGAUAUUCUUUUCGAUUUCAAGCAGGUGAGUAACUGGGAGGGACUUAGUGAUUAGGAGCCUCCGUUUUCUUUCCUUCCUUUCUUCUCUUUUUGCAGUUUGGCCUUCUUUUCAGUAGUAUAGGGCGCACCGGUUAGGCCUCUUUUUUUGGGGGGGGAGUCUCAUUAAGGUGGGGGGAAAUAAAUUAACGUCGCUGACGUCAUAGGCUAUUGUCUUGAUCUCAUGAAUAAAAUGCGCAGGGAUGCCAUUAAGAUAAGGUCAUGUGCUAUUCUUAGUUGGUUUAGGAUAUCUAGUUACUUUAAGGUCGAUNGCCACUUGCCACACUCGAUACAAACCAUAGUAUCAUGAGAAGGAUAUGUUACAUCGAACUGGCAUCGAAGUUAAAACAGUACGAAGAAAAAGAUGAAUUAAGUUCAAGAAGACAUUAUGCCAGUAAGAAGUAAGGUCAGUCUGAAGUUUAUGAAGAACAUAAACUAAGUAGGAGUCAUUAAUGUCAGUGUAAUAGUGUUAACGCCUACCAGAUGAAAACUAGUAUUCGCUGCACUUGGGUCUGUCACUUUAUACGCCAAAGAAACCUCGUGACAGUUUGUGGUAUUGUACUUUUGGGUUUUUUACUUACUAUAUAACUGAAAUUAAAAUUUCUUUGCAAAUCCCUACACCACGUGUUUUGUGCACAUAAACAUCUUUCUUACUUCUUUUUUGUCACUGAAAGUCUCAAAACUUGCAACAAAGUCCUCAUAAAGAUCAAUCGCGUUCGUCUCUCCAGCGCUUCAAAAAUGUCAAAGCGCUGCUCCUAAAAUCAAGCUUUUUCUCCUUGAUAUUUCAAUAAUGGCACAGCCUCGACGAUCAAAAUGAGUUAAAUCUUUUUCGCUGAUCAUUAAACCAGACAUCUUUGUGUGAGACGGUCCUUUCCAAGGGAGCCUUUUGUGACCUGUUAAAUGAUUGACUUGUACGUGUUUCCUCAGCAUUCACAUUCAGUGGAACAAUUGGUCCAGGAAAGUCUGUGCUACAACAACAAUACAACGAAUAAAGAAGAAGAGCAUUGUCUGAUCUGAAGGAGUAAAAAGCUAAGAUGGUAAGAUUAGAAGCUUACACUUCCGAAUGCAAUAGAGCAACUUUCAACGUCCCCGAUCAGCUACACACCACAACCACCCUAUCCAACAUAGUAACCCAUACUUCGACAAAUUUGUAGAACUGAUCUUAUCCGUUUUUACAUCAGGAGUUCAAAGCUUUUUUUCUGUGCUUUGCUGUCUUUGUUGUUAUCACCUCAGGAGCGACGCUGUUUAAAUGGGAAGCAGACGAGAAAAAGGUAAGACGGACUUGCUGCCGUUUUUAUUCAUUUUUGGGAAUUUAGUAUCCACUGAAGGUGAGGGGGCAUUCAAAAUAAAGCAAUAAUCUCGGGUUGUAAUCCAAUCUAAAAUCUACAAUCCUGCUGGGGACGGAGUAAUAUGCAUUCUCUUACAAGAUUCAAUUUUUGAAAGCCUGGACUACUAGUGUAGCUUUGCAAACAAAAUGAGCGCAAUCGUAGAUGUAAGGCCAGUAGAUCAAGGUUCAAAGUGCCGGUUUUGCGUUGACCAAGGCAACAUUACAACUUUCUCAGCCUGCGGAUAAAAUGCUACCAGUACGGCCAUUCAAAUAAACGCUACUUGGCAAUGCUUCCAUCAGUGAUAUUGUUCGUUGCGCUAUACAAGGUAAACACUUUCUGACUUUUGAGACUACUGAAAAAUCUUCGCAUAAAAUGUACAUGCCUCAUGAAUAUUUUUUGUGUUUCUUACAAGUACAGAUCAGGAGUUUCCAAACAAGAAGGAUUGACAGUAUGUUUUUUUCCUCGCAGGGGACGACAUCGGAAUACAAAGUUGAAGUUAAGGAUGGAAACAAAGAAGUAAAUGAAACAAUUAAGAUCGACACCGGAAAGAAAACAGAAACCGUCCACAUUUCAAGUGAGGGCCGCGGCGCUGGAAAAGUCGGUAUUCUUUUCGACUUCAAGCAGGUGUGUACAAUAGAGGGACUUAGUGAUUAGGAGCCUCCGUUUUCUUUCCUUCCUUUCUUCUCUUUUUGCAGUUUGGCCUUCUUUUCAUCUUUCCUUUCCUUUUGAGUGACUGUCAUUGAUCAGUGACUACUAAUGAUUUCUUCGCCCAUGCAUACCGUAAAUCGUACGUGCCAACCGGCAAGUUAGCUAAUUCACUGUCUUCUUUGUUUCUUGACGCAGAACAUUGCUAUGUACCGACUGUCUAAAUCGAAAGCCUGUUUUUUGAGCGACUCUACUGGCAAUCAGUUAAAGCCUGCCGAUCUCAAAAAACUGCUUGAAAUGGUAAGUGAGUACACGACAAUAAUUUCUUAAAAUAAACAAAUUGCUUUCUGUUAUUUGGUUAUUUAUUUUCUGUGCACGUUUCCCUCGCGGACGGCAAUUUCGAAAAACUAGUUGUCGUUCACUUUCUCAUCAUCAUCUUGUCUGCGAUAUUAUCAUUAAGGUUUAUGCAUCUUCGCUUUCUUUUCCUUCAUGAAUCGAAGCCAGGUACCAGCAAGGGAAAAAUCCAGGGGAAAACUGAAUAUGUGGUUGUUGGCACUCUCGAUGAUCGCUCGUUCCUGAGUGAUGAAAUGGCCACCAUGUGCACUAAACUGCCGAUUUAUCACAUCAAGCAGAAAAAC